Messenger RNA from Alligator sinensis (Chinese alligator), 1024 nucleotides. RefSeq names its product programmed cell death 7 (gene PDCD7). Bases 411 to 920 code for a protein of 169 amino acids. NCBI's taxonomy places the organism in Eukaryota, Metazoa, Chordata, Crocodylia, Alligatoridae. The transcript is spliced from 5 exons. The record is from RefSeq and is a predicted model, not a curated record.
UGAAAGGGGGUAUGUGAAGUCUCACUCUGAGACCGAGGGGUACGUCGACUGAAAAAGUUUCGGGACCGCUGAGUUAAGGUUGAAGGACGGUCUGUUUCCGUAUCCCUCAACCACUGCCUUCGUUUUUGGCCCCUCUGCCGUGUUUCGUCCGUUCGCUUGGUUCUCUUUGAAAAUGCGCUGGAUUGACUUUCCGCAUCUUUGUCGAUGAGAUGCUUCGUCAGUCCUGGGACACUGUUACGGAUUUCAGUUAUUCUUCCCUUUACGCUUCUUGACGCUGUCUGUAUUCGCGAGUACCUGCUGGGGCUCAUGUUUUCUUUCUGCUUUUCCCCCCAACGCAGGAGCAGGAACUUAAAGCGGCUGCCGACAGCGUCUUAUCGGAAGUAAGAAGGAAGCAGGCAGACACGAAGAGAAUGGUGGAAAUCCUUCGGGGCUUAGAAAAGCUUAGGAAACUGAGAAAAGAAGCCGCAGGAAGAAAAGGUGUCUGUCCACCCCCAUCAGCAGAUGAAGCUUUUGAACAUAAUAUUCAGAAGAUGAGGACAUUGAUUAAAAAACGCACUGAACUGUAUGAAGCUGAAGAGAGAGCUCUACGAGUCAUGUUAGAAGGAGAGCAGGAAGAAGAGAGGAAAAGAGAAAUGGAAAAGAAGCAGAGGAAAGAAAGAGAAAAGCUUCUGCAGCAGAAACGUGAAAUCGAGUCUGUGCUGUUUGGCAAUCCGGAUGAGUUCCCCCUUGGCCAUCUGCUUCGACCCUUCAAACAGUAUUAUUUACAAGCUGAGCAUUCUGUACCAGUCCUCAUCCAGAUCAGGCAUGAAUGGGACCGGUAUUUGGUACCAGCAGAUCAUCCUGAAGGAAGCUGCAUCCCUCCAGGAUGGGUCCUCCCAGCUCCUCCUACCAGUGACACUUGGGCCACUGCUGUCAGAUAACUUUACCAUAAGACAGUCUGAAGUUUUGGAGUGUCACAUUAAAGUGCCGUUUCAUUUUAAUUAUGGAAGAACAUGGAUUUCUGGCACCGGGCACCCAGCUGGAG